Messenger RNA from Tripterygium wilfordii, 901 nucleotides. RefSeq names its product CASP-like protein 1D1. The record is from RefSeq and is a predicted model, not a curated record. NCBI's taxonomy places the organism in Eukaryota, Viridiplantae, Streptophyta, Magnoliopsida, Celastrales, Celastraceae. Bases 100 to 696 code for a protein of 198 amino acids. The transcript has 3 exons.
CAACAUCAUAUUGAUUAGCCUAACUCUGUAUAUUCACCUCACCAACUACUCUUAUCUAGUUCUUUAUCCUACUAAGAGCACCAAAAUUAACCAAUAAUCAUGACCGAUAAGACCGACCUGGAAUCCAAGGCCGUUGAGGCACCACCACCUCCUCCUCCUCCGGCCACCACCGGGGCGAACCUCUUUACGGUGGAUGUGGCUCUUAGGGUGUUGUUAUUCGCGGCAGCACUAGUUUCAGUCGUUGUCAUGUCCACUGCCAAGCAAACGGAGUUGGCUUCUGUGCCUGGUGUUCCUGGAGUCACAGUUAGCCUCACAGCCAAAUUUAAACACUCCCCUGCCUUCAUAUACUUUGUUGCAGCAUUGUCUGUGGUUGGAUUUUAUAGCAUCAUCACCUCUCUUGCAUCAAUUUCAGUCAUAUUAAAGCCAAAUUAUCAAACCCUGUUCUCCCUCUUAUUUGUCCUUGGGGAUGUGGUGGCGUUAGGGUUGGUAGCCUCGGCCACGGGCACCGCGGGUGGUGUCGCUUAUAUUGGAUUGAAGGGCAACAGUCAUGUUGGAUGGACCAAGGUGUGCAAUGUCUAUGACAAAUUCUGCAGACAUAUAGGGAGUGCCGUUGCGGUUUCAUUGUUUGGUGCUGUUGUGCUUGUUGCGCUUAUUUUCCUCUCUAUUUUCUCCAUUCACAGAAAGAUUGGGAAGUAGAGAUGGAUUUCUGGGCCACAAGCAUGUCAAUCAGUGAUUAUGUAAUGUGUGUGUGUAAUCUGGAAGGUCAUUGUGUUGUGCGGUCUUGUUCUGUAAAUGUUAAUGUAUUUUGUGCAGAUUGUUUAUGUAUUGAAUCAUCAUUUGUGUAUUAUGUAGUUGGAACAGAUGGAGUUUUGUAUGGUGAUAUAUUGUUGUUGGGUGAUGA